GGAGAUUUGGGUAGAGUAUAAAUAUGAAGGAGCUGGAUCUAGUACGCAUUUGUAGGUGAAUUCUAUCGAGUUUGUGAAUCUUUUCGUUUCUGGAGUUGGAAUUUAAACGUUGGUAGAAUCUAAAUCAUCAUGCGUGCCCAAAUUAUUGCUAUUCUUUUGGUUGCUGUCUUCAGCUGCGAGGCUACUUACCUACCCGGAAGCUAUGGUUUGGGUGGAGCCAACUAUGGAGCACCAGGAUUAGGCUAUCCUUCAAGUCCAGUAUUGAAUGCUGUUUCUCCGUAUACCAAUGGUUUGCCCUACAACACUGCUGGAGCAGUAGCUUACGUUGUUCCUUCGGGCUAUGGCAACUACAUAGUGGUCAGCGAUGCCGCUGCUUCUCCUUAUGGUUCAAACUACGCAGUGGCUGGUCCCGGAUACGGUGUUAGCCCCAAAACUGCCGGCUAUGCUUCUCCUUAUGGCUAUGCAUACGGAUCCAAUUUGGGAGCAUACGGAAAUCUCGUCUACCCAGUUAAAAAAUGAAAAGGAAAAGAUGUUGUAUUCUGAAAUUUUCUUUGAAGACAAUGUCAUCGCUAAUGUGAGAAAAACUGCCGCAGGAGCUAUUCCAAGAUCUGCUUUGAACAUAUCUGGGAAUAAGGCGUGAAUUUUAUGGGCUUUUUUUAAAUUGUAUUUUAGUUAUAUUGUACAAGGCAAUAAAAAAUUUUUUUU
Argiope bruennichi is the source of this 705-nucleotide messenger RNA. RefSeq lists its product as uncharacterized. The transcript has 3 exons. The coding region runs from base 130 to 519 and encodes 129 amino acids. NCBI's taxonomy places the organism in Eukaryota, Metazoa, Arthropoda, Arachnida, Araneae, Araneidae. The record is from RefSeq and is a predicted model, not a curated record.